Molecule: messenger RNA, 342 nt
Organism: Aspergillus oryzae RIB40
Lineage: Eukaryota; Fungi; Ascomycota; Eurotiomycetes; Eurotiales; Aspergillaceae
Exons: 3
Coding region: 1-342 (113 amino acids)
Source: RefSeq, a predicted model, not a curated record
AUGGCGGCUGAUCAGGAGACUUUCAGCAUUGCCCUCGAACGACAGAAGGGAGUGUACCCUUUUACCUCACCACAGGCUGUGCUGUCUUUGCCGCCAGAUAAUCAACUUCAAGGACGCAGUCGGAUCCAAAGUUUUUAUUUUACCCUUGGUCAAGGCGCAGCAGUUGGGUCAGUAUCGAGGCGGUGCUACUUACAGUGUAGGCCACGGUCGAUCAAAGAACGACAUACGGACCUCAAAGUAGCAUAUACACCUCUUUCUUCCAACAUCGUCCAAUUCUGUUCCGAGAUUGACCCAGAGAAAGUUGCAUGUGAAGUUGACACUAGUGAGGUUCUUAAUGACUAA